This is a messenger RNA of Pogoniulus pusillus (Red-fronted tinkerbird), 1962 nucleotides long. It is a transcript of the gene RAB43, whose product is annotated as RAB43, member RAS oncogene family. Gene Ontology annotation, cellular component: Golgi apparatus. The transcript has 3 exons. NCBI's taxonomy places the organism in Eukaryota, Metazoa, Chordata, Aves, Piciformes, Lybiidae. The record is from RefSeq and is a predicted model, not a curated record. Gene Ontology annotation, molecular function: GTPase activity; GTP binding. Bases 48 to 707 code for a protein of 219 amino acids. Gene Ontology annotation, biological process: vesicle-mediated transport.
CCCGGCUCCCCUCGGCGGCGGGCGGAAGGCCGGAGGGCGGCAGCGCCAUGCCCGGCCCGGCUGUGCCGGGAGCGGCGGCGGGGCCCGUCCCCGACCCGGAGGAAAGCUACGAUUUCCUCUUCAAGCUGGUGCUGAUCGGGGACGCCAGCGUGGGCAAGACCUGCCUGGUGCAGCGUUUCAAAACCGGGGCCUUCGCGGAGCGGCAGGGCAGCACCAUCGGCGUGGACUUCACCAUGAAGAGCCUGGAGAUCCAGGGCAAGCGGGUGAAGCUGCAGAUCUGGGACACAGCAGGCCAGGAGAGAUUCCGAACCAUCACCCAGAGUUACUACCGCAGCGCCAAUGGGGCCAUCCUGGCCUAUGACAUCAGCAAGAGAGGCUCCUUCCUGUCCAUCCCUCGCUGGAUCGAGGAUGUCAGGAAGUACGCUGGUUCCAACAUAGUCCAGUUGCUGAUUGGAAACAAGUCUGACCUAAGUGACCUUCGAGAGGUUCAGCUGGAAGAAGCUCAGAGCCUGGCUGAACACUAUGAUAAUAUCAUCUGUGCCAUAGAGACCUCUGCGAAAGACUCCAGCAACGUGGAGGAGGCCUUUGUGAAGAUGGCAACGGAGCUGAUGCUGAGGCAUGGAGGCCCUGUGUUCAGUGAGAAGAAUACUGACAGCAUCAAGCUUGACAGCAAAGACGUUGUGGAAGGCUGGGGGUGUGGCUGCUGAUAGGAGCUAGGUGAUGUCCCUGACUUGACUGGAAUUUAGAUGGUGCUUCACCCUAAUGCUGAGUAGCAUGGUAGCCAUACUCUCCUCCUCCUGUGAAACCAGCAACUUUGUAGAAGUUAGACACAAUCCUAUUUGCUUUGGUGAAUUAUUUUUAAAAAGGGACUCUUGAGAGGUAGUCCUGCAACUCAGACCCUCUGAGAAACUUACUCAACAUUUGCCCCCACCACUUCCUUUUCUAUAACCUUCAUACAGAAGUGGAGGAAACAACUUUGAACUGGCAAUGUGGGGUGGGGAGACAGAUGGUUGGGGAAAGGACUGAUGCACACCCAAAGUUCUGAAGCGUUUAAGUGUGGCACUGUUGGUAAAAGUGGUCACUUUUGGGAUAGGCAACCCUGGCAGUGUCUAUUUAAACUGUUGCUGCUCCACCAAGGACCAGAAAAGUACCAGUGUCUUUGAUAAAGAUACUGCAAGUGUCACAACACCCAGCAUCUUGAUUGUGGGACCAAAUAGCAGUCACCUGUCCUGGGGCAUAUGGAUUGCUAGUUCGUAUGGAGCUGGCCCAGGUGGGGAACCUUCUCUCAGGUUUUGUCAGGAUUUUUUGGAGCUAUCAUUUGAACAAAAAGCAAAGUCACCCUGAGCAAUAUCUCCUGGCUGGUGGUCAAGCAGAACUGGACCAGUGUCGUUGUUUUAAAUACAGCUUUGAGGGAGAAGGGUAGAUCCAUUUCAGUUGUUCUUCUUUGCACUCUUUUCCAAGUGGGUAUCGUUGAGUUUCUGCCCUCAGGUCACUUAAUUUCAUUCCACAACUCAAGACCUGCACCACUGGAAAGAGGAAGUGGAGCAACCUUGAACUGACUGGUAGCCAUGAUCUGCCAUGUGCCUGAUGGUCAUACACAGGGUUAACUCUCGUGAUAUGUUUGACUUUGGUACCAGUUUAUUGCUCAAGUGGCAAUAAGUGGAUUUGGGGGUUGAUUUGGAUUCUUUUUUAAACCAUCUCUUUAAAUACAAUCUGGGCAUAUACUGGGAAAGAUGACCUUAAAUAGCUGCAAACUGCAUGCAUUGCAACUUCCUGGCUGUAAGAAACCCCAGUGUCUUUCUGAGCGAUUCCUUCCCAGCUUUGUACUCAACUGCUUCCCUCUCCUGAUCACAAGUUACCAGUUGCUUUUCAUUUCCUGAAAACACUCAACAGGAAAAGUCUUUCUCUGUUGAUUAAAGGUCAACAGGAAAAAAAAAUCAGUAAAAGAGAUUUCAGAAUUCA